GAAUCUCUGUACAAAUUAUGGCAGAAGAUUCAAAAAACCGUACCAAAUAAGAGAUCUGAUGCUCAGAAAAAAAUUGUUGAAGACUUUUCUGCAGAAUUGGAUAAUUUGUUUGACAUUGCUCAUAGAGAUGCCUUACAAAACAUGCGUAUUAGCGAAGACAAGGAAUUUUUGAUUCUACAAAGGCAAAAAGGUCGCCCUGGUAGCAUGGCCGGUGUUGACAUGGUAUUGUAUCGGCGACAAAACAGAGCAGAUCACCGCAUUGAGAAAGAAAUGUCUAGAAAAAGGAAACAUCAACAAAUGUCGGAAGUGAAUCGUAAGUUUAUCAAAUGAAAUUAAUUUUUGUAAUUUAUAGUGGUAAUGGUCAAUUUUAAAAUGAUAUUGUGUAGUCGAACUCGAAGACGAUUUUGGUAUGGACUAUGAAGAAGAUAUUGGUGACAGUGAGCCUGAAGUAGCGGAAACCAAUGUGAAAAAAAAAAUACAAAACAAACUGCUUCAACUUGUAUUAACAGGGGAAGAAAACAUUUUAUCACACCGCGAUUGCUUUCAGCACUUGAUAGCGCCAAAGUAAGCGAUGGAAAGGCGAUGCACAUUCUGAUGGCGACUGCAGAAGCAUUGGGCCAUUGCACUAGCGACUUGGUAGUCAAUCGUUCUACUCUCCAUAGACUGAGGGAAGAGCAUCGCAGAAAAGAAACACAGAGGAUUCAAGAGAGUUUUAUUGACAAACUAAGUGAUACACAAGCAAUGGUCGUCCACUGGGAUGGUAAAGUAUUGCCAGAUCUAAUUGGAAAAAUAAAAGUUGAGCGAAUUGCAGUGCUUGUUAGUUAUAAUGGCGAAUCCAAAUUUCUAGGCGCUCCAAAACUUAUAUCUGCCACUGGUGAAAAUAUAGCUACAGCCGUUUUUGAUACACUUAGUAAAUGGAAUAUUUUAGAUCGCGUAGAAGGCAUGUCUUUUGACACCACGUCCACUAAUACUGGUCCAACGAAUGGAGCAUGCGCUCAAUUGCAACGCAUGUUAGGAAGAAAUUUGUUGACGUUACCAUGCCGUCACCACAUUCUAGAAAUAUACUUACGUAGUGUAUUUGACCUGCAUUUCAAAGUGACUCAAGCACCCGAAGUCUCAAUUUUCGAGAGAUUUGCCAAAGCCUGGCCAAAUAUUGACACUUCAUCAUUUAAGAGUGGGCUCGACUGUGAAGAUAUAAAAUCUCAUAUAAGUGAUGGCAUCUGCAAUGACAUCAAACAAUUUUGUCAUUCACAAUUACAAAAAACUUUUGUUCGUGCUGACUACGAAGAAUUUUUACGUCUAGUACUUACAUGCACGUUGGAUGUCAAAGGGGAUAUAUUCCUUGAAAAUAUUUCUUUUUCGUGAUCAAUUUCACUUGAGUAAAGCUGAAUUAAAAGGUUUAAGUCACAUUUGCGUUUUUUUAGUACGUUUAUAUAUAAAAGCUUGGUACAAAUGCUCUAAUGCAAUUACCUCUCCCCUGCAUGAUUUAAACUUUGUAAAAGAAUGUAUUAAUUAUGAAAAAGUGAA
Molecule: messenger RNA, 1527 nt
Organism: Bactrocera neohumeralis
Lineage: Eukaryota; Metazoa; Arthropoda; Insecta; Diptera; Tephritidae
Exons: 2
Coding region: 583-1365 (260 amino acids)
Source: RefSeq, a predicted model, not a curated record